UGCGCAAACUGGAGCGCGGCGGCCGCAAAAGGAAACCUUCCGGUACGUUGCCGCCGCCGUUGAAGGGAGGAAUGGGCGGAGUGCAACGGGUCUAGUCGCCCCGCCCCUAAUCUGAGCUCGCGGGUGCCCCUGAGCGCGUGCAGAGUGCCAUUUCCCUUCCGGGCAGAGCAGCCCGUAGGCGGCGUCGGGUCGGAAUUGGGGUGCCCUAGCAGCCCGUCGCGGGGCUCCUCCUUCCGCUGCAGCCCCAGCUGUCCGGACGAUGCUGGGCACAGCGGAGGCUGAGGGUGAGCCGGAUGGCUCUGCCCCGCAGCCUCGGCUGUUCUUCCAGCGGGAGGACGGCAGUCCCCUGAGCUUCUACGUGCGCCCCGGGGCAGCCAAAGUGGAGCUGGCCCCGCUGAUCCUGCGCCACGGCGGGCGCCUGUGCCGCAUACAGGAGCCGGGCGCGGUGCUGCUGGCCCGGCCGGGAGAGGUGCCGCCGAGAGCUUCGGGGGUCUUCAUCUCCGCCAGCUACGUCGCCGACUGCGUGGCUCGCCAGGAGCUCCUGCCGCUGGAGACAUACCGCCUGCAAACGCCGCCGGUCACCGCGGACACGGGCGCUGCCAGUGCCGAGGGCCGACUGCCCUUCAGCGAGGCAGAAGACCGGGCUAUCCUGCUGCACCUGCGGAGGAACAAGAGAGGCGGCAGGCAGGCAGCCGCCAGUGGCAACGCUGUCUGGAAGGAGAUGGAGGAGGCCCGAGUGACGCCGCACUCCUGGCAGGCCAUGCGCGACCGCUACCUGAAGCACCUGCGGGGCAAGGAAAACCUCUGGCUGCCUGCCCAGAGAUGCAAGCUCAGAAGCUCGUCUGAAUCUUCUGCUGCAGCCUCCCAAAGUAAGGAAGUCGAGGAUUUCCCCCAGCCAGAGGAUCAAAGCCACACUGCGGAAGGAUCAAAGGGAGACAGUGAGAGCCCCAGCUCCACAGAAGACACCUUUUCAGAACACAUGGAGCUCAAGUCCUCUGAAGAACAAGCACCUCCUGAUCCCAAAACCAGGGUGCUUGAGUUUGUAUCUGGUGGAGAUUCUGCUGGGCCCCCAAGCCAGCCCCCAGUGGCAGAGCAGCAGCCUGCAGCCCCCUCAGCUGUGGAGGUGGCCACGGCAGUGGAAGACAUAAAGCAUUUCAUGGAGAAGUUUGACGUGGACCUGACAACUGUGACACAAGCUUUUUUGAAAAACAGUGGGGAAGUGGCAGCUGUGGAAUGUUGCCUGCAGACGGGGCAGUGCUUGGGUGGCUGCCCUCUUUGGAGCACACAGGAUGAUGUGGACUUGCUGAAGGGGGAUGACGACCUCAGAAGCGAGCUAGUGGCAAAAUACGGAGCAGAGAAUGUGAACAGGCGUGUGGCAUUCAGGAAAAGUUAGCUUGCGACAGCCGUGGUUUACUGUAGGAGGGCAGCAAACAGCCCUCUUCCUUCUCACCCACAUUUCUUCAGAGGGAGUUUUCUGAGUGUCAGGCUAGAAGAGGGAAAGUGUCUGGAGGCCAGCAACCUGCAGUUACUGUCUUCUAUGACUGAAAGCACAGCAAGCUGUUGUGAUGGAGACACCAUUCUUUGAGACUUCUCCUCACAAAGCCUUUAUUUGCUUCACAAGAGAUUUCUGUGGACCUGACACAAUCAGCCUCUUUAUUCUCCCUUCACCAGCUUGCCUUACGUUGAAACUUAGGUGUGGCAGUGGCUGAUUCUGAGGUACUUGGCAACAGACAGCCACACAUUUUCUGCUCGGCUUUAGCCAACCCCCUAAAGUUGGAGCAUGGCUUGGGUCUUCCUGUGGGGUCAUGUGUGUCCCCCCUCUCCAAAAGUGCUUCUACCCAGUCAAGAAUACUCAGUAGCACUGAUGCACUUAGUCACUGGAAUGAUAUCUGGAGCCAGAACACCCCCACUU
Molecule: messenger RNA, 1912 nt
Organism: Lacerta agilis (Sand lizard)
Lineage: Eukaryota; Metazoa; Chordata; Lepidosauria; Squamata; Lacertidae
Gene: TERF2IP
Product: TERF2 interacting protein
Exons: 3
Coding region: 260-1393 (377 amino acids)
Biological process (GO): regulation of DNA-templated transcription; telomere maintenance via telomere lengthening
Cellular component (GO): shelterin complex
Molecular function (GO): telomeric repeat DNA binding
Source: RefSeq, a predicted model, not a curated record